CCACCCUUCGGCCUCUGCCUCAAGUAAAAAACACGUGUCCCGAUGGCUCGAGCCGCUUGUAGUUGGGCUCCUGUUACUCCAGCCAGACGCCUCCUGUCGGAUGAGGUCACCGAUUCCGAAAAGUCUUUCCGAGGAAUUCCUUAACAGAGAUGGAGAGCCGGGGGAUCGUGGAUAGCCUGCAGAGGUUUUCCUCCCUCCCUGCCUAUCUACCCACAAGCUUCCACAUCGCCGACGCGGAGCAGGCCUUCUUCCUUAAGGAAGCCAACCAGGACAUCACGAGGAACUCCAGUCUGCAGGCGCGGGUGGAGUCAUUCUUUGUCUACCGGGCCAGGACCCCCCCGGCCAUCAAUGCCAGCUAUGGCCCAUUUUCAGCGGAGAAGACAAUCCCGCGGGAGCUCUUGUUGACUUCCCCGGCCUUUGGAAACAUGGAGAAGUUUCCCUUCAACUGGAAGCUGAAAUCCCACAUCCUCGACAGCUCCAUCUACUCCAACAGACCCAAAGUGCAGACCUUAUUUUACAUCACUGGGAUGGACUGGGACGACAGCGACCCCGAGGAAGAUCUACCAUGCGUCAAGAUGUUCGCCUUCCCCGAGGCCAGGGAAGUGGCGGCCAGCUGUCGGCUCCAAGGGGACCCGGGGCUUUGUGUGGCCGAGCUGGAGCUGCUGCCUGAGUGGUUCAGCUCUGGGCUGGACCUGGAGCCCGAGGAGGAAAUCCCGGCUCUGCUGGGGGGCACUGCGAUGGAGCUCUUCUUCACACUGUACCCGGCUGACCAGGCUGGCCAGUGUCCACUGGAGGAGGAUGGCAAGUGGGAGAACAACAUCCACUCUGGCCAGGACAGCCCCCAGCAGGUGCCUCCAGCCCGGGAGAGGAUUGGGAGUGUGGUGGUCUACCCAACUCAAGACGAUCUGAAGUGGUCCCUGGUGAGCCUGGACGAGAACGUCGUCAUCUCAGUACCCCUGAACCUCGUCCGGGAAGGGGACACGGCCACCUUUUUGGUCUCUCUGACCAGCAGCUCUGUGGCAGACCACUUCACUCUGAGAAUUAAGGCCGCAGCUGGUGUGAGAAUACUGGCCGUGCGCGUCAGCAGCGAGCAGCAGUGGGCAGUCCAGGAGGACAUCGACAGCAGCAGCGAGCAGACAACGGCCACCCUCACCUGUGUGGGCCACCACCCGGACACGCAGAGCAG
Leptonychotes weddellii (Weddell seal) is the source of this 1186-nucleotide messenger RNA. The record is from RefSeq and is a predicted model, not a curated record. Lineage: Eukaryota; Metazoa; Chordata; Mammalia; Carnivora; Phocidae.